ACUUCCUGCUCUAACAGCACUCCCUAUCAACCUAUCAGAUAACCGCGUCUGCCUGUGUGCUUAUCUCCUGCACGGCCCUUCAUUCGAGCUCAUAGAAGUACUCCAGUGUCCUGGAGGAGGGCUGAGAGAGAGCUGUGGAUGUAACGCGUAAACCAGGCUUUACGUGUACUGAACGGCUGAGUCAAUCCUUUGGAGCUGCUCGGGUUUUAAAAUAGCCACGGAGGCAGCACCGCCCUCUGCAGCUCCACGUCAGGCAGCGGCUCAGUCUGAAAAAUUCAAACACUGAGCUGUUCACAACACAGACACACACGCAUCUUGUUCCUGCUCCAAGGUCACCGCGCCGCCGGCCAUCCCGCACAGGACGCACGCCUCCGUUCCAUCCGAAGUGAAAGUCAGCGUCAAGGUGGGCCAGUGAUGCCGCCCCCAGCCACGGGUUCUGCCGCCGUGCCCCCACCAGACGGCGGUUGGGGUUGGGCUGUGAUCUUUGGAUGUUUCAUCUCCAUAGGCUUCUCGUACGCGUUCCCCAAAGCCAUCACAGUCUUCUUCAAGGAAAUCCAAGUCAUCUUUGGAGCCUCCUACAGUGAGAUCGCAUGGAUCUCCUCCAUCAUGCUCGCAGUCAUGUACGCUGCAGGUCCCGUCAGCAGUGUACUGGUGAACACAUAUGGCUGCAGACCCAUCGUCAUGAUGGGGGGCUGCCUCUGUUCCACUGGCAUGAUCUUAGCUUCCUUCUGCAACAGCGUGGUCCAGCUUUACAUCUGCAUAGGAGUAAUUGGAGGACUUGGCCUUGCUUUUAACCUGCAGCCAGCCCUGACUAUGAUAGGAAGAUAUUUCUUCAAGAAGCGUCCUAUUGCUAAUGGGCUGGCGAUGGCGGGCAGUCCAGUCUUCCUCAGCACUCUUGCUCCUCUCAACCAGUACCUCUUUAACUACUUUGGCUGGAGAGGAAGCUUCCUCAUCCUGGGCGGCCUGCUACUGAACUGCUGCGUGGCUGGAUCACUCAUGAGACCUUUAGGACCCCCACCUGGCAAGAUCAAGAAAGAAGAGGAGUUAGUUGCAAUGACCACUACAAAAGAAAAGCGGACUGCUUGGAAAACACUUAACAAGUACUUGGACUUGUCACUCUUUAAGCACCGUGGCUUCCUCAUUUACCUUUCAGGCAAUGUCAUCAUGUUUCUGGGCUUCUUUGCUCCUAUUGUCUUCCUUGCGGCCUACGCUAAGGACAUGGGUGUGGAUGAGUACUCGGCUGCCUUCCUGCUCUCAAUUCUUGCUUUUGUUGACAUGUUUGCAAGGCCCUCCAUGGGGUUACUUGCCAACUCACGCUGGGUUCGGCCAAGAAUCCAGUACUUCUUCAGCUUCGCUGUGCUGUACAAUGGGGUGUGCCACAUCCUCUGCCCACUAGUAGAAAGCUACACUGGUCUGGUGGUGUAUGCCUUGUUCUUCGGCUUCGCCUUUGGCAUGGUAAGCUCAGUGUUGUUUGAAACACUGAUGGACCUGGUUGGGGCUCAGAGAUUCUCCAGUGCUGUUGGACUCACCACCAUCGUGGAAUGUUGCCCCGUCCUCCUGGGUCCACCUCUUGCAGGAAAACUCGUUGAUGUCACAAAAAACUACAAGUACAUGUAUUUUUGCUGCGGAGCCGUGGUGAUUUUUGCAAGUAUCUGGCUCUUCAUUGGGAACUUCAUUAACUACAGACUCUUGGAACGCGAACGCAAGUGUGCAGAAAUGUACAAACGGACUGAGACAGAAGAUCCAGACCAGCUCAAAGAUCAAAAAGAGGCUGAAGCGCAGAUGUCAGAGGAGUUGGCUGACAAAAAUGAAAAAGGUGAGCAACCCAUGCAGCGGGAAACUAACAUCUAGAUCCUACUGCUCUGCCAACAGCUCACCUUCACCUCAGUGGCAAGCUCGCAUCUCCCUCCACUAUGAUCAAACUGAGCUCCAAGCCAAGAAGGGCCUCCGGGUGUUCCACAAGGCUCUAUUUGGGGUCCUCUGCACUUCUUUAAAAACCAACUGCCAAAGCAACAGCUAUGUUGUCCGAAGCUGUGAGGUGUUGUGUCUAUUAGUCAAAGAGUAUAAGCUUUGACUAUGACAGAAAAAUAUCAAGCAAAAGGAAAAGUGUAACAAUAUGUAUGCAUGUGAGGAGACUUUAAGUCAGAAAAUGUAACAGAGUGUAGUACUAACUGUGUUUUGUUUUUUGCCACGUUCACCUCAUAUCGGAUUAAGUGUAAAUACAAGACUGACGGACAAAAACAUUCAUGACACCUUGUGUCAAUCAAAGCCAGGAUGGAUUAUACAGCAGGAUGUAUGUACAAACUCCAAAUUUGUGUCAACAGCUAGCUUGCAUAGUAGCUAAUUCAGAACUGUUAGCAGAUUUGAAAAGUUCACAGCCAGAAAAUAAUUUCUACUUCAGAAAUGUGUUUUCUUUUCCAGUUGGUCAUGGUUGACCUGUGUUAACUCUGCUCCGAAAAUUCUGAAUAUUCCAAGUUGUAGCCAUUCCUUUCUUCCUACUGUCUUCCGAUAUGACGUGAAUGCAGCAUCAGUGUGUUGCCACUGUUCCAAUAGCACCAGCAACUAAAUCCAAACUGAAAUAUUUCUCAAAUAGAUAUGAAGAAGCAACGACAGGGUUUAUUUAUGAUCACAAAGAACUUUCUUGUGUUGAAAGGUCAUUAGUUUAAAAGCUGAUAACAGCCAGUGUCAAUAUUCACUGUACAUUCAUACCUCGAGUAACUUUAUGCAUUGUCUUUUUAGACAGAUUGUGAUUAGUUGGAGGCUCAGGUUGCACCAACUGAACAGCUGGAUCAAAUUCUACAAUCAGGCAGCAACUUCUGCAAGCAAUCUCAAAAAUUACUAUUAACCUUUAAGAAUGGAAUCAACUCCUAAUUCUAAUGCUAAUGCUUGUAAGAUCAUAUCAGCAGGGAACAAAGGGAGAGUUCAGACCUGUCUUAAUGGCAACAAUUAUCAAGCCUAAAAAGGUUGUCUUGUUUUCCCUGGUUGGUUAACUCUAUGGGAAACAAUAAUCCUGAUGACUUGUUGAUUGUGUUCCUCGCAGUGUGAAUGUAGAGUUCGCAAUCCCAUUGCACUGGAAAUAGUCCAUCCAUCUGGCGCCAACUGUGAAACAAGAACGCAAAAUCCUAAUUGCACUAUGUGUAAUAUGGCAAUUGGGUGUCCUCAAAUUCCCACUUCUUGAAAUACAGAACAGAUGUUCUCACAGCUGGUGACGCUGGUGCCCGUGUAUUAUGCUGCCCUCUUGAGCACUGUAAUGCUGUGUGGUAAAACCUGCACAAUGUCACACUUUAAUACUUUUGAUCAAGUCAUAAAAUGCUUCCUGUAGGUUGUCUAGUGUUCCAUAUACUCUGCACUAAAAAAGAAACUACCAUACAUCACCCCUAACAUCUCUCUAAAAUUGCUGCAAUCCAAUAAAUUUAAUUAUGGUUGAAUGUAAUUUCCUCUGUGGGCCUUAAUAAGGUAUUAAUGACCAAAACCAUCUGCAGAAUAGGGUUUUUUGUUCUGCACCUAGAGCCCAUGAGCAAUAUAACCUCUCAUUUUAUAACAGAUAUACAGGGAAAUAUAUUUCUUGAACCACUGGGACAGUCCAUCAAUGAUACAUUGCCUUAAAUGUAAUGUAAUGAAUGCUGGGGAGUUGUACAGUGAAUACUUGAUAGUAUUACAUGACGCUUAUAGACCGUAUUGUUAAAUGUGUGACAAACUUUUAAACUUGCAAGAAAUCAGUGCAAUCUGCUCCAUUUGUCUCCGAACAUGUCUGAAUGUGAAAAGAAACAAUGAAGCUAUGAGAUUAAGUAUUGUUGUAUAGUGUCACCAUUAACUAAUCCACUAACAACAUACUACUGAUGAUACUAAUCAUGGAAUGCUUCUCAAGUCUACCUGUAUUCACAGUCGUAUUGUGUGCUAACAAAUCUACUUGACUAACCUAUCAUUUAGCAAUUGAAAUGUUGCUGUGAAUAUCUGUAUUGUUCAAUAUUCUAUCCAUUCCAUGUGUGAGUUUUUGUAAAUGUCAUCCUGUCGUGCUGUUCGGUUUUCAUAACAAAAGCCUGAGGCUUUGGUCUCAUACUCCCACCACAUGGUGUCCUGUCUCAGAUGUUCUAACAAAGCCAAACGCAUUUCAAUAACAAAUGUAAUUUUUCAAAGCAAUCAUGAACAAAAAAACAAUGUCAUUGUUCCUGUUUUUGUGCUUUGAGUAGUCAAAUGUGUAUUCACAGUCAUGAAAAUGGAUGUCCAGCUGUGUAGCGGUGGCUCUCCGCCAUGUACUGUCCUCACCUAAGACUCAUUACAACCAAACACUACGUAAAUGUGAAAUGUUCUUCUGGUUUGUGAUGAAAUCCGAGGGAAACGGUGUUGUUGUGUUUGGCUGAAUGAAUUCUCAGGGUAUCAGAGGAGCGUUGUUGAGAAAUUCUGCAGUUUCACUUAUUGUAAAUAAGAUUUAAUUGAACGAUUUGCACACUUCUGUUGAUAGUUUAUAAAAGCACUUGAUCUUUUUCAGCUUGUUUGUCUGACCUCAACUUGGUCUAAAUCUCUCCACUUUGUGAUAAGGAAGGCUCAUUAUGACUGCAGCCACAGCAACUGUUAUCCUCAGUUCACUGCUUCACUAUCGAGGUAAAUUGUAGUUUGUUUGUUUGCAAAGCUAUUCAGAAUUAGCAUAGUCCACCAGCAUUUCAUGCCAACACAGAGUAUUUUUAUAUCACCAUGUCUGUACUUUCAUUACAGCUUUAGCUGUCGAACAACUUUAAUGAAACAGUACACUUAAACAGCAAAAAGAGUGAUGCUUUCACUGAUGUCACUAUGCUCAUGUACACAUUGACUCUGAAUGAGGGAAAUACACUGCUGUACAAUCACUUUCUGCCAAAUAACACUGCCCCCUACUGGUUAAAAACCACCAAGACCAAACGGCAAAGAAAGCCCAGCUUCCCUCUAGGCAAGAGAACACACUCACUUUUUCAUUUUUCUUUAUAAAUGACCAAACAUGGGUUCAGUUCCAUGGGUGAUGGAUUUUUUUAUAUUUUUAUGUUGAAGUAAAUAGAACAAAUCACAAUGUACAAUCAAAGGGUUAAGUGGAAUAUAAGGGAAUAUAAUUGAGUCAUCAUUUAACUUUUUUUUUUUUUUUUUUACAUUCUUUUAGACUUUUUUUUAGAUAUUGUUUGCCAGAAAUCAGUAUAAAAAGAAAGAAAAUGAAGCAGUUUUAUUUUCUCUUGGAAAUGAAACUUGGCUUUAAGCAUUUAGGCCCUAAAAGAAGUCAUAUAAUUCUUCUCAGGGGUCCAGAGAUAAUUAACAGGAUGGGAAAAUGUUAAAAUUAAGUUGUUCCAUGAAAUUGUGUAAUUCUCUACACUAUUCAAUCAUUGUAUUUAUUAUCAAGGGCCCCCCUAUCAUUUCAUUAUAGCAAAAUUGAACCAAUACAGGGUAUCAGGACCCCAAUGCAGACCCUAAAAGUCCUAACUUAGGUUCCACAUUUUAUGAAAUUCUACCUGUGAUGCAAGACCAUGAUGUUCAGAUUUAAGCAAUGCAUUUUUAUGUUCAGCAUUUUCUGUCCUUAUUGUUUAUUCUAUGAACAAAAGGAAAACACCUCUUUUGAUUAAAUCCUACUAAGAGAUAACUGACAGAAUAGGACAUGCACCAAUAGCCUUACCGAUCUUAUCACUUAGUAUUGUGUUGCUUUCUUCAUAUGUGUGGAAUUUGUGUAGACACAGAGGUUUAUUUUGAGGUUUUGCUUCUGACCAAAUUUGAACGAAAUGUUAAAUUGAAUAAGAAAUAUUUUCUCUGCUCUUGUUUUAUUUUUGUAAGCGCACAUAAAUGCUGUUUGAAAUAAGAUGUUUGAGUGUUCACUUUAGGAAAAGAGCAGGAUGAAUAUAGUUUUGUUUUUUUAAACUAUUGUGUAGAUUUUUUUUUUUUUUUCCUGAUUACGGCUUUAAAGUUUGAGAGAGUCUGGAAGACUUGCCUCGUAAUGCUCUGUUGGAUUGUAUGCUGGUUAGCUAAUGUUUUGGCUUUUAAAGGCACGCACUUAGCAGCUCACAUAGUGUGUAGCUGAUAGAUAUGACUGCUUAUUGUAUUUCAGAAGAUUCAUAGUUUGAACUGUGAGGCAGAAAUUGGGUGAGUUUAAAUUUGCAGGGUAGAGUCGAGAGAGAAGUUUUGUAGCUUUGGUGUGAAGAGUUAGGGGAUAAGUGUGUUAUCAUGGCCGGAUUAAAUUCCAGUAUGUAAUCUGAGUUUCUUUUUUUUUUUUGAUUGACUUGCCCUGGAUUUGUUUUUACUUUGUUGGAAAUCCAGUCUCUUUAUUUAUACCAGAUUUUUGGUUAUCAUUCAAAAUCCCAUCUUCAAAUCAGUGAUUUUACAUAAACAUGUACUCAAAUAUCUUCCAAUCAAGAACAAAUCUCGCAACUUCUUCAACAAACUUUCUUUUUAUGACUUUUUGGUAUUGAUUUGUUUAAAAAAAAUGUAUCAGCAUGUGUCGGUGUUGACUGUAUACAAGGUGGUUUGCUACUGGGAGGCUGAAGGACUCAGGCUGUUAUGCUUCCUGUGCCUUACUGUGCUAUAUUCACCAUAUGAAACAGGUUUUUGUGAACACUGUCAAAACCAUUAAUUUCUAUCUCCGCUGAUAUGCACCCUUGUUUACAUGUCAUUGUAAUCUCUCAUUUUAUGUUUUGUUGCUAAUCAUCAAAAAUUCAAUCCUGUUGUCUUAAUGAUAAAACCUUGUUUAGACAAACACACUGUUACACCGGUAUAGAGUCAAACUAUCCAUAAACGAUUUCAUCUUUGCUACAGAUUGUGUAAAUAGGACUUUGUACACAUAGUAAAGGAUGCAAAUAUUUCUAUUUUGAGGACAGUUGUGUUCACAUGUUUUGACUUAGUGCUGUUCUGUGAACUCAGUCCGUUACGUCCUUCCAGUAGCAGACGCGCUGUGUGCUUUCUCAUCAGGGCAAAUCUGUUCUGUAUUCUGGCAUUAUUUUUCAGCGUGUCAAUCCUUCCACUACCUCUGCAGCUGUCGUGUCAGAGUGAGGAAAAGUACCACACGGGUAUCGAAACCUAAGUUAUGUUUUUGUAAUUCUAAUAGAAUGUUAUCAUCUAUCACAGUAGUGAAAUAAAUAAAGUAUAUAUCCACCA
Molecule: messenger RNA, 7098 nt
Organism: Notolabrus celidotus (New Zealand spotty)
Lineage: Eukaryota; Metazoa; Chordata; Actinopteri; Labriformes; Labridae
Product: monocarboxylate transporter 2-like
Exons: 5
Coding region: 415-1851 (478 amino acids)
Biological process (GO): monocarboxylic acid transport; transmembrane transport
Cellular component (GO): membrane
Molecular function (GO): monocarboxylic acid transmembrane transporter activity
Source: RefSeq, a predicted model, not a curated record